CAUUUUUCUGCCUUUCAGUCAGACACGAUUGUAUUAGUUUUCCUAACCUCAUUUAUCAUAGUUGGAUGCGGUACGUGCUCGAAGGACAAAUCAACAACGAUUUACAGUUGUUAAAUGCAUUUGUGCAAUGUGACGAGUUUUCGGCUUGAAGGAAAGAGUGUUACGCUGAAUAAUUUGCGUGCGAGAUUACGUAAUUAUAGAAAUUUGUAAAAUGCAUCGUACGUCAGCAACUUAAAUUACAGUUUACCUGUACUCUGACAAUAGUAAAAGAUUUGCAAAAAGGGGAAGAAAGAGAGAGAAAUGUCUAAGUAAAAUAAAAAUUAUAAUAAAUAUAAAUUAUGGAGAACACUCAAUCAUUGUAUAUCAGCCUCUUCAAUGAGGAGAAGAGCGAUGUCUUAAAAGAGUUGCUCCAUGCGUGUGUUGACGAAAUUUGCGGCCGACCAGGACCGUCCUAUCGUAAAUUCAUCAACAGCAUGGAUUGGAGCAGAGCGGAGUAUGAAGGGGUUUAUAAACUAAUAUCAACAUUAUUGAGGAAUCCCGCCUCUCUACACAUGGUGGAUGAAAAGAUGCCGCAAGAAUACCACGAAUUGCCCGAGCAAGUGCAACAUAAUGUUCUUACUUGCUUAAAAGUACGCAGGGAACAUUUGACAAAUGCUUUAUUGAGAGAACAUUAUAAGAGGAAACUACCAACUCUAACAGAUUUCGACUGGAGAUUGAAGUUGGUGAUGGGAUCGAGCAAGAUGUCUUCAUUGCGAGAAUCUCUCCUUCAGUUGGAUCUCAUAGUCGAGGACGUGGAAUCUCGACGGAUAAUAAAUUUGGAAUUGAGUAAGGACGAGUUGGAAACAGUGAUAAACGCUUUAGAAGCGUCGGUGUGAGACAGAAUUUUUUUGUACAUAUAUAUAAUAUUCAUGCCAAAAGAAAAAAACGUUUUAUAUAUACAUUCCUAUAUUAUUUAAUGCCGUAUGUAUUAAGUUAUGAUAUGUACAGGACAGGUGUCGCAAUAAAAUAAUGACUCGUCACUGUACACUUGUUUCACAGUUUAUUAUAGGUUAUAGAUAAAUGUAGAAUAGUUUAGUUACUAUUAUAACUGCUGAUCGAAGAUACUGGAGACUGUACUUUCGCGUCUGAGGCGGCUUCGAUCCAAAAGUCUCAUUCACAAUUUUGUAGUCGCCUGCGCAAAAUAAAUAAACGAGCGAGGUUUGCCUCGACGGCGCCUCAGAGUGUCGAUGACGAUCGUUAUAGAAAGGUGUUGUGGGUGCACAGAUAUCAGUCUCGCGUCGCUCGCGAAAAAACGAAUUUCGUUUAGAAGUAUGCUCUCAUCGCCAAAAACGCGUCGUCAUCAAGAAGACGAUGUAAUUUUUCGUUGUAAAGAUGAUUGCGGACAGAU
This is a messenger RNA of Dinoponera quadriceps, 1387 nucleotides long. Its product is annotated as COMM domain-containing protein 8-like. The coding region runs from base 339 to 875 and encodes 178 amino acids. The record is from RefSeq and is a predicted model, not a curated record. Lineage: Eukaryota; Metazoa; Arthropoda; Insecta; Hymenoptera; Formicidae. The transcript is spliced from 4 exons.